Messenger RNA from Monodelphis domestica (gray short-tailed opossum), 4934 nucleotides. It is a transcript of the gene ECT2L, whose product is annotated as epithelial cell transforming 2 like. Gene Ontology annotation, molecular function: protein binding; guanyl-nucleotide exchange factor activity. The record is from RefSeq and is a predicted model, not a curated record. Lineage: Eukaryota; Metazoa; Chordata; Mammalia; Didelphimorphia; Didelphidae.
CAUGUAUUACAAAAGAAAGCAUUGUGUUUGGGCUUUUGUCACAAACAUUUAUGCUAUCAGUCCUCAGAAACUAAAUAACAUUAGAUAAAUAUACGAUGAAAAAUUGUAAAAAUAAAUGAAAAUUUAAAAAUACUGAUUUAUUUCUAAAUUACCCAAUUGAUUUUUUACACCAUUAAUUUAAAAAAUAUUCAAGAAAGAGGCAGAUUCAUGUUAGGAGUGUCAAUUGGGUAGAGAGAGUAGUGUUAUGUAAUAUGCAAUGUGUGACAAAGACCAAAAGCAAAAUUUACCAAAAACAUGUUAAAUGUUUUUCUUGGAAAGUGCCUGAGACUAAGGCAAACAAAAUCUGUUUCCUGUGAUUGGUGCCUGGUGGCAUAUUCAGGAGACUGACCUUUUUAUUCUCUUUUGUUGUUUUUGUUUUUUUGCAAAUGAUAUGGGUUCCAGGUACUCAGCUUGGUUUAUCUAGCAUUAUCCUUUGUUUAUGGUUUCCACAUAUAUAAAAAUUUAAACACUAAAGGACCUCUUACAAAUCAUCUAGGCCAAUCCCUUCAUUUUCAGAUAUGGAAAAUAAGGCCCAAAGAGUAGCACUGGAUGUUAAAACAGCUAGUUAGUGGUGUUGCUUUUAUUUUGAGAUCAAGAGAAAAAGCAGGCAUGCUUUUGAAAUAAAGAAUUUCACAAUAAAUAAAAAUAUUUUAAGAUGAUAAUGACUUGUGCUGGAAAAGUUUUUGGUGUGAACCUUUUUUUUCUUUUUUUACUUUUUAAACCCUAACCUUCUGUUGUAGAAUCAAUAUCAAUUCCAAGACACAAGAGCACUUGCCAUUCCCCAGCUAGGAAGGUCUGUGGCCAAAUUUGAAGUGAGCUGGUAUAAGUUGUUUCAAUAACUAUUCAAAUAUUGGUCACUUUAAACACUACCACCAAAAAACUAUUAAGGUUCUAAAUCCCUUUUGUUUGGACCACAUGAUUAAAUUAAGCAUAAUUGGAUCCAAUGGAUAAAACUCUUAUCAAUAAUAAUAAAUAAAACCUUAUAAAUCCAAACCUAAGCACAGAAGAGCUGAUAACAAGGAUUUUGAUUUAGCCAUAGUUAUUUGAGAAAUAUUCGGGUAUAGAGGGUCUAGGUUCAAAUUCCACCCCUGUCUAAGUAACCUUGAACGAGUCAAUUUACACCUAUGGGCCCCUGUUUCCUAAUCGUUAGGAGGGAACCUCUAAGGAUGCUUCAAUCCAGUCCUGACGUAAUUAGACGCCUUGCAUGGAGCACCGUAACUGUAAGGGGACCGUACACUAGGACUUCUUGACUGAAGAUAUGGGGUUUGGCUGAGCUCCCUCGUCAUAGGAUUAAAACGGUGGCGGGAUGUGGGGAGCUCCCCUAAGCAGGCAGAACCCUUACGGAGUUGCUGGGUGUCAGUGCCUGAGCCCCUGCGCAGUCUGGUUACCCCUGGCCCCCCACAGCCUGGCGGGCCCGGACACUGCGGGAGAGAGUCCCUGCAGCCCAGAACGCACUCUUUUGUCCUCUGCCUUCAGCUCUCUAGCUGUCUCCUCCUCUGCUGAGCACCUAAGGCUGCGCCCGCUGGGUGCAUUGCAGCACAGCCUUCUGCACUCUCAGAUGGGCCAACUCGGUGCUUGCUUGUUGUAGUGUUCCUAUGGAGAUGGGGUUGGGCUCCCACAGCCCUUCUCCACUGAAUUGCGAACCAGAGGCUGCGGCAGACAGCAGCGAAGGUAGCUUCCUUCUGGGACUCUCCUCAUUUGUCUUGCUUCCCUGCCUACCUCUCCGAGGAAUCCUUUAGCAAAUAUCUCUAAUGAAAUAAACUUUCAGCUUCUGGAAUCAUGAAUAGAGAGAUCUCUACAGAAAUGUCAGUAAGAGACUCUUCCAACAAAAACCAGGUGAUUGAGUGCUUUCAAACAAAGUUCAGCACUUGGACACCAAUUACCAACAAAUCAUUAAAUAAACAGCUCUUUCAGGAACGAGUUAGUCUUAUAACUCAUUGGUUUAAUCUGUGGACUGACAAGCAACGUAAAGAAUUUCUACUUACAAUAUUGCAAAAUUGCAGUCACUCCCAAUUGACAUUUGUCAAAGGCUGCUUUUCUGAGAAGAUUUCUGAAAAGAUUCCAGUGGCCAAAGUGGAUUUCUGCACAGUGUUACCCCGCUUCAUUUCUCUGUACAUCUUCUCCUUCCUGAAUCCCAUGGAUUUGUGUGCAGCUGCACAAGUUAACUGGCCGUGGAAAUUCUUAACUGAACAGGAUUGCUUGUGGAGGCCAAAGUGCAUCAGAUUUGGAUGGUUUCUGCCUUAUGAUCCCUCAGAUAAUGAAUAUGGUGCUUGGAAGCGUCAUUACAUUGCCUGUGUUGCCACCUUGGAUUGGCUAACCCCAAGGGAAACUGCUGCCAUCUAUGGGACCCUCAAUGAACCAAAAUCAGAAAAUGAGGGGCAAGAAGAAAGGCAAAGAGAAAGAUACCUAAGAAAAAUUAUUUGGGGAAGACUUGCACUCCAUAAGAGAGAAUUAUUCAAAAUUCGACCCCCUUGGAUGACUGGAACAUGUUGUUCUACAGUGUUAAAAUCAAGAUGUCAGCCACAACUCUCACAAACAGUAAAGGAUCGCAUAGAAUUGAGUGCAGCUUUGGAGAAACAGCUUGUUUUGGCAUCUUUAGAAGCCUUACCUAAAAAAAAGAAUGUAUCUGGAAGUCAUUCUUAUCCUGUAUUAUCAAACAAACAUUACCACAGAGCUGAUCAGAAGUAUGGCAGUUUUUCACAUUCUGUCCAGACUUCUCUAGUAUUGAUAUCAUCUCGGAUCCCUGCAUAUGAGAUGGUUGUGGACAGUGUGAAAACUGGUGUCAUUCCUCUGGUGUAUGAAUAUACUGGUUUGACUUUGGAAAGUCUACUGUUGCUUGUAGAAAAGGUUCUUGAUGGUCGGAAGGUACAAAGUAUUGGGAUAUUUAGUGAUGGAGAUUCCAGAGAAAUCAACUUACUACAAGGCUACACAAUUGGUAUUGAAAAUGUGUUGACUCCUGAGGUACGAGACUUUUGGGAGAAACUUGGAAGCUGUGUAGCUACUCAAGAAGAAGGAGGUCACAUUGAUAUCUUUAUUCCUCUGGCAGCAUCAGAGGCAGGUACAAAAGUCCUUUCCCAUCUGUCUCAGUUGACUGGAACAAUGUUUAGCUCCCCCACAGGGAUAGCAACUGGAUCCUACCAACACAUUCUUAGUGAUUGGCUGGGACAGCAACAAGGAGCUUCUCCCCCUUCCAUUUACUUCUGUGACCACAAGCUCCAGACAUGGCACAGCUUCACAGAAUUCCUGGAAGAGACCUUGAAAUCAGUCCGGAAGCAGCUGAGGCCUCACUUCAAGGAGCUACAAAGAAACAUCAGUGGCAAGAUUAUUGGGCAGUUUAUGUUUGAUUCUCUGAACCUUGCUAAUGUUCUGGCUAACCAAGAAACUGCUCAGGUCUUGGCAGAUGGAUUGAUCGAACUAUCAAAGGAGAAAUCAGAAAAUCCACUAGAAUAUCUAUCAGAUUUUCUGCUGAAGAAAUCUAGCAACAAGAACAAAGAAUUUGAUGGAGAUUUUAUCUCGACAAAAUGUGAUGCAACAACUCUCCGUUUCUUAACAAAGGCAAGAAAUAUGAAAGCAGAUCAUUCUCAGGAUAGAACGACUAGUAUCACGGAAGAUGAUUUAAAACUUGAGGUGCUGGUUAAAUUGGAAAGAAAGCUCCAGAUGGAUUUGGCAGAAAAAAGGACUAAAAUUGCUGGAGAGCUAUUGAAAAGUGAGAGGAAGUAUAUACAAAUGUUGGAAAUUGUAAGAGAUGUUUAUGUCACUCCAAUGAAAGCAGCACUGGCAUCAAACAGAGCCAUCUUAAGUUCCACGGACAUCCAGAUCAUCUUCUCUGAUAUACUGUGUGUCUUAGAUCUCAACAAGCAUUUUCUGGAUGAACUAACCAAGAGACUCCAAGAAUGGGGACCAGCACAAUGUCUGGGAGAAAUAUUCACCAAGUUUGGACUUCAGUUGAAAACAUACACCAAUUUCUUCAACAACUACCCUGUGGUUCUGAAAACAAUUGAGAAGUGUCGAGAAAUGAUUCCAGCAUUCCGGGCAUUUUUGAAGAGACAGGACAAGACUAUUGUUACAAGAAUGAUGAGCCUACAGGAGUUGCUUUUGUACCCAUCGAGAAGAUUUGAGGAAUACCUUAACCUUCUUUACGGUCUGAGGCUUCACACGCCUUCAGAACAUGGCGACCGGGAAGAUCUGACUACUGCAAUCAAACAAAUAAAAAGAUACAUCGGGUACAUAAAUCAGUUGAAGCAAAAUGUCAACAGGAAAGACCAGCUGUCAGACGUAGAAAGAAGUAUCUGUGGAUGCCCUACUCUAUCAGAAGGCAACAGAUUCCUAAUUAGAGUACAAGAUGUGGCCCAGCUUUUCUGUUGCAAUGAGGAAGACUGCUUCUCAUUAAGGCUAUAUGAACACAUCCACGAUCUCAGCCUUUUCCUCUUCAGUGAUGCACUUCUUGUUUCUCAUCGGACCGUCACUCACACUCCAUUUGAGAGGACUACUAGGACAACUUAUCAGUUUCUAGCAAUAGCAGCCCUUCACAGACUGCUAAUAGAAGACAUCCCAGACUCCAAAUAUAUCAAGAAUGCAUUUAUUCUACAAGGACAAAAACGUCAAUGGAUUUGUUCAACAGAGAAUGAGGAUAAAUGUGUAUGGUUGUCGGUGUUGCAGAGUGCAAUAAGAAGCAGUAUAGAGAAGUAUGACUGGACUUAAUGAAAACACCAAAGGAACCACUAAAUACUCAUUAUUUGUUCUGAAGGAUACAGGCUAAAUGUUUUAAGUGCUAAUAUUAAAGUGAUUCAUUGGUUGGAAGUUUAACUAGGAUGGAACUUUCAAAACUUUUAAAUGCCAUGACAGUGACUUAUGCUCAAAUAUUUACUAUAAUUAACAAAAAUAAUUAAGCCUAA